CAGCCCGAGACCGGUAGAGGCGCUAGAUUGUAUUGUUGCCGUUGCCGCUCGUGUUUACGGACGUAUGAAGGACGAGGCGAGUUUUCCGUGGCACGCCGAUAUUCCCCGCAAUUUCUGUGGGCACACGUGGCACGGCUGGAACACGUGGGUUUCACGCAGCGGGAAACUGAUCGACACGUCUGUUCGAGGAAAUCACAUCGCACGACCGACUGUACUCCGGACACCGUACUCGAGACACGACGAUAGAGUCCAUCUCGCCGACGGGAUCGACGAAUUGCGGGAACCGCAAAGAGGUUAGGCCGAGCGAUAUCACGUGCGUUCGCGAAGUAUUGAGGAAAUUCGAGAGAAUUUCUGCCGAGACAUAGACAGAGAUAUGCGACAAUGUGUGCAUAGCACCAAUGUUUUUCUGUUGAAAGGUUGCACGUUAAGGGAGGAAAGAGUAGAUUUGUAGAUUUUCGAGAUUCUUUUAUGUUAAGUUUAGCAAAAACUGGGGGAGAACAUGGCAGAUCAGAAGUUGUUCUCGGAGCACAUGUACAGCACCAAAUUUCAAGAGGAAUUUCAAAAACACUGGCACGCCCAAAGUGAUUUUAAAAGCGCCAAUCUAGAAAUUAUAUCGAAACCCUUUAAAAUAUGUAAGAUAUCGAAUUUCUUGAGGGACGACAAAAUCAUAAAGCACUUGAAAAACGAAUUGAAUUGUGAAACUUAUACACGCAAAUCUCUCGAUCUUUAUCAGUUUGAGAAAAGCGAGGAUUUGUGCCAUGCCACCGGCAAGCACAUCCAAAUGCUGAACAGAGCUUUUCGACAGGAUCUAGCAUCGUGGAUGAGCCGCAAUACGGAUAUCGAGCUGAACAAAAAACUCUUGAUGUCGAGUGCCCGUUACUAUAAUACAGAUCGUUUGUUGUGUCACGAUGAUAACAUGGGUGAUAGAAGAAUCGCUUAUAUAUUGUACCUGACCAACGAUUGGUCAGAGGAGGAUGGCGGUGCUUUAGAUCUCUUUGACACGGAUGAGAGAGGCUCGCCUGGGAAGGUGGUGAAAUCAUUGAUUCCGGAAUUCAACUCUUUCGUGUUCUUCGAAGUAGUGGACAAUUCCUAUCACCAGGUAGCCGAGGUAUUGACGGAGGACAAGUGCAGGUGGUCGAUCAACGGUUGGUUUUACGGUCCAUUGAAAGAGAACCUUCGCAAGUCGCUCAGGUACAAAUCAGCGGAGGCUCUCGUGCGACCGAAUUCCACGGAAGUGGACCUGCGCUCUUGGAUUUCCGACGAUUACCUGGUACCCAGCGUAAUGGAACAGAUUCACGAGGAUAUCGAGAUGUCGUCUUACAUGUUCCUCAAAGACUUCCUGAAGGAGUCUGCGUACCGGCAAAUUGCGAACGAUUUAACGUCGCGGGAUAUCAACUGGCGGAUGGUCGGCCCGGCGGACAUACGUCGCUACGAGUUGGCCGACGAGCAAUCCCUGCCGAAGUCACUGAAAGACUUCUGCGAUCUAUUCAAAUCCAUCUCCUUCUUUCAAUUGCUGAAGAAGUACACGGGGCUCGAUCUGACGCCCGAGAAAACCAAGGAGCCCAUGAUGACGCUAGAGUUACAGAGAUGGUCGUCGGGCUGCUACACGUUGUUGUACAACAGAUCGUUAUUGAACGACACUUCAAACGAGUCGACAGAGGCUGACGACCGAUCUGACGAUGACGUGAGCGCUGAUGACACCGCGGCACCCGCGUGUGCGUCGACCUCGGAUUUGUCGGCCGGUGAGGUCAAUCUGGACGCCAAUGAAAUGCGUCGAGAAUUGAAAAGGGAACGAGUCGACGAUCUUCCUUCCACAGCAGAUUCAGCUGAUAAGAAAAAGACUAAGUACCUCGAGAGCCAGUCAGACGUUGGUGCGCAAUUUUCGAGUAAGCACGAGCGUAACGCGAACGUGGAUGAAACUUUCUCGACUUCGGACGAGUUGUCUCGUAGCGGCACACCGGCCAGUGACAGCGAGAACGAGUCUGCCAGUAAGGGCGAAUUUCUGCUCGAUGUGAUAAUACAGUUCAACGUACAAGACGACAAAGGCAUACCGAAGACUGACGACACGAUAGAUUUCGUGGAUACUGGUGAGCAGGAUGGUAUUCUAAUUCAAAUUCCGAUGCAAGAUAAUCAUCUUUGUCUAGUCUACAGAUCGCUCACGAUAUGCCGUCUUCAAAAAUACCUGAAUCAUUUCUACGAUGGCUACUCUUACACUUUCGUGUGUUCGUAUUACGAGUAGUCUAGCGUGAUUCUUUAAUUAAAGCAGCAUUGUUGUUUGAUUAAAACAAUGCUGUUCAAAGAUAAAAAGAAAAGAAAAGAUUAGUGUUUUCAGUUUAGCGUUAAUUGCAUUGGUUUCAUGGCGAAACGAUCAACGUUACAUUUUCUCGAAUCAAGACGAAUAUUCUUUUUGCGAAUGAAAUAUUUCUUUUUUUUUUUUUAAUAUAUUUUGUAUUUUUCAAUAAAUUCACCCGUGUUCAUCACGCGAACACAGAUCGUCUAUCUUUC
Messenger RNA from Wasmannia auropunctata (little fire ant), 2505 nucleotides. RefSeq names its product prolyl 3-hydroxylase OGFOD1 (gene sud1). Gene Ontology annotation, biological process: regulation of translational termination; peptidyl-proline hydroxylation. The transcript is spliced from 2 exons. Lineage: Eukaryota; Metazoa; Arthropoda; Insecta; Hymenoptera; Formicidae. The record is from RefSeq and is a predicted model, not a curated record. Bases 500 to 2239 code for a protein of 579 amino acids. Gene Ontology annotation, molecular function: iron ion binding; peptidyl-proline dioxygenase activity; L-ascorbic acid binding. Gene Ontology annotation, cellular component: cytoplasm.